AUGUGUGAUCGACGGCAGGAAGAAAUUCAUAGGGUUUCAAAGGCGGCAUCUCGCGCCUGUAUUCCGCGGGUGACAGAAACGUCUCGGAUUUCGACCACCGACUCCCAUUGUCAUCCUCUAACCCCGACCAUCUCCCCUACUCGCUUGUAUUCGGAAAGACUAUGCCGGUACAUCGAUAACUUGCGCAGUGACAUACUAUGGUCCAUCUCAGGCACCUCUCUUCCAUUCCCUCUGUACCUUAGGAAGAGAGUAGCUUUCAUCCUACUUUCUAUUUCGGACAUAUUUCUCAAUACAGCGAUGUUUUGUUGUAAAGUGCCCGCAACCAUUCGAGGGUGCUUAGAGAUCACCUUUAAUUGGCGCACACUUCAUUUUUACGCGCGACGGGAUCAAGCACGAAGGGAUUCAGCCGUCGUGGAUUUUGAUUUCCGGGGCCGCCUAGUACGGAACGCAACUAUCGACGAGUCCCAGUCAGGUCCUCUUCCGCUGUUUCCCAUUAAUCCUUCGCCAUCUCCGCAUUAUUGCCUUAGUCAUUGCUACUGUGCCACUAGAUCCUACAUCCUGUACCUAGUUGCACCAAUUAAAAUUACAACCCCCAUCACCGGCGUUGUGUGUAUAGAGGGCGUCGGAAGUGUAGAAACGAGGUCGCUAGUUGGUACGAUGCUGUGGUUACGGUUGAUCUACAAAGAUUCAGUGGCAUUCGACAAUCAGUCGUGUGUGUCGCUGCUCCAUGAUGAUUUCGGAAAGGGCCGCGAUUAUGUAAUGGCCUCAGUCCCAUUACCGCCGGAGAAGCGUGAACCCGCUCCGAACCUCGAGCUAGAGCGGAGGCAAGUUCAAGCCCUACCCCUCGCCCCUUUUUCUCAUCACCUAACCAACUUACGAGGAGAUCGAUGUCCUUAUACGAGUGCUGAUUUCGAGCAGUGCUUUAUUCCGAAGAUACUUACCAUGCCCUACGCGAGACAACAAAACCCAGCUCGCCUUUAUUUUGAACAGGCAACUUGGAACUUACAAAUCACGAGUCUAUUCCAUACCGAAGAUUACUCUGCGGACCGAAAUUUGAAUAAUCCACAUGGCUUUUUUGUCAACACGAACCAAUUGUGUCUUGCUUACACUUCAGAGCCAAGAGAGGAUGGUUGGCGAAAACAGUACUAUGUCUUUCCGGAGAUAGAGACAGCAUCGGUCAAGCCAAAACAUGCUGUAGUCAGUUUUCUCCUACAGGCGGCGAAGAAGGAGCUGGGUAGUCCCAUCAGCCCCAUCACUUGUCAAUAUAUUACUAGCCUCUUCCAGGCUUACAAAGUGAUCUAUACUUGGGUGGUGGUAUCGAGUGACUGCCUUCAUUUGCAUCCUUCAAUCUAUUUUGUUGUAUUUGGUGUGGAGCCUCCAGGUGCACCCAUGAUACAUAGAGAGGUUCAGACACUAUUGGAUAAUGACUUGGCCUCGUUACAUCACCGCUACCACUACAAUCCACUCGGAGUUAGGUUGUCGGAUCUCUUCCUUAACGAAGGCAAACUAUUGAUUCCAGUUGUAAUUAAAACUUCAAAUAUCUGGCUUGGCCAAAGACUUUGA
Molecule: messenger RNA, 1563 nt
Organism: Lindgomyces ingoldianus
Lineage: Eukaryota; Fungi; Ascomycota; Dothideomycetes; Pleosporales; Lindgomycetaceae
Exons: 16
Coding region: 1-1563 (520 amino acids)
Source: RefSeq, a predicted model, not a curated record